CCGUGACUUUUUCACUGCACAAUAUCGACAACAACAUGCGGUGUUUCCUUCCAGUUUUAUUACUGCACAUUUUCUGAAGUUGUCAGUCUGUUUUCUGAAAACUCUUCCUUCCUUUGUGUUUAUAUAUCAAAUUCAUAUCCAAUGGAGCUUCCGUAAAUUUUGCCUGUAGUGAGUGUAGUCGCUAGUGAAAUCGUUGAUAUUGGGUGAAUUUGUCUGAAUCGGGGAUGACUGUACUCGUACCAUUAUUCAUUGUGCCGUGAAUCUGGCAGCCGUGGAGGAUUCGGGCGCUUCCUCGCGGGAUUCCUGGGUACGGUUCGCAGGCGGCCGUGACCUUGGGAUGGAACGCAAAGCCAACAGUAAAAAGGAAACGGCGCCGUUGUCCACUAUCAGCGGCGUGGAGAAUGCCGCCUUCGAAGGCGCGGUGCUGGAAGAGAGCACAUCGGCCUCCGAGGGCUACACGGUGGACGAGGCGCUAAAUAAAAUCGGCUUCGGCCGCUACCAAAUCAAAAUGACCUGCGUUAUCGGUUUCUUCGGGGUUGCUGAUGCCCUGGAAGUGAUGCUCCUAUCCGUCCUGUCACCGGUGCUGCGGUGUGAAUGGAAUCUCUCUGAAUGGGACGUGGCCACUGUCUCCACGGUAGUCUUUGCCGGGAUGCUGGUGUUCAGUCCGCUUUGGGGCAAAAUGUCCGACAAUUUCGGACGCUGGCCGACGCUCUUCGUCGUUAUGUUCCUGCUGGGAUGGUUUGGCCUACUGACCUCUUUCAGUCCCACGUAUUCCUGGCUUCUGUUUCUCCGGAUGAUUGUCGGGGGAGCGGCCAGUGGCACGGGACAAAGUUUUAUUUUGUAUGCCGAAAUGCUACCACCGAAACAUCGUGGAAAGAUGCUCGUACUGACGCAGUUGUUUUGGGCGACGGGAAGCUUUAUUCUCAUCGCCGCUGCGGCCAUCAUUAUUCCCUGGCUGGGAUGGCGAUAUCUCACCGGUUUCACGGCCAUCUUGUCCUGGCUCAGUCUUUGCUUUUUCCGGCUAGUGCCAGAAUCCCCGAGGUUUCUCCUGGGUAAGGGCCGCCUGCUGGAGGCCACGACACUGCUGGCGCGCAUCGCCAAGGUCAACAAGACGCAGCUACCCAAGGGACACCUGAUUGUCCCUCCUACACAAAUGCAAGGAAAGAUCAGCGACAUGUUGUCCAAAAACUACCGGCGCCUGACAUUGCAGUUGUGGGUCGUGUGGUUCUGCAUGACCUUUGGCUAUUAUGGCGUCGUGCUUAGCUCAACAGAAAUCGUGGAGCGAGCACGCAUCUGUGACCUAUCAGGACAAAUUGUCAACCAAGGAGAAGCCGUGGCGGUAGAGGAUUGUGGAUGUCGACCGUUAUCCGGCGAUGACUACAUGACGCUGAUCGUGGGAACGCUUGGCGAGUUUGGCUCGCUGUUCAUUAACGCGGCUUUGAUGGAUCUGAUUGGGCGGAAGUUGACCUUCGUGGUCAAUCUGCUGUGCUGUGCCUUCUUCGUGCUCAUGCUCAACAUCUGCACAUCGCGCUUCGUCCUCUCCAUGUUCAUUCUCUGCGCCCGCAUGUUCAUGUCCGCCAUCGGCAACUGCGUUUACGUGUACACGUCUGAGGUAUACCCGACAACAUUCCGCGCUGUGGGUUUGGGUGUUUGCAGCUCGGUGGCGCGGAUCGGUUCUAUGAUUUCGCCCUUCAUCGCCCAGGUUUUACUGGCGCGCUCUUUACCUGCGGGAUUGGGAGUUUACGCGGUCAUCAUGCUGAUCACCGCGCUGAACUGUUUAUUACUCCCCAUCGAAACCAAGGGCAAAAAUCUCGAAGAAACCGCUGUUCUGCACUAAUGGAUGGACAGGGCUCUUUCAAGGUGAACAUUCCGGAUGCUAAAUUUGUUGGAUCUGUUGUGUCGUUAUACGGAGGCACUGGUAGAGAUUUUAAGUUUUUUACUAAUUGCACUGAACGGUGUUGCAGAGGUUUUUCUGCAUGUUUGAAUUACUUUAUUUAUUGCAUAUUUAAGCUGCUUUAGUGAGAUGAAUAUUCAGAACUGGCGGCGUGCUGUAUAGUUUUGGGUAAAUGUUGGUUAUCGCCGCUAAGUGGAAAAAUCUCAAACUUUUUGGUACCAGCUGAACUCUGUUUGACAAUCAAAGUAAGCAAAGGGCCGAGUGUUUUUAGAAAUAACAUUUACGAAGAAGAUUCCAGAAAGGAAUGGAAAAAAUCUGAGGCUGAUUUUGAAAUGGACCGC
Paramacrobiotus metropolitanus is the source of this 2235-nucleotide messenger RNA. Its product is annotated as putative transporter SVOPL. Gene Ontology annotation, molecular function: transmembrane transporter activity. Lineage: Eukaryota; Metazoa; Tardigrada; Eutardigrada; Parachela; Macrobiotidae. Bases 338 to 1837 code for a protein of 499 amino acids. The transcript is spliced from 14 exons. The record is from RefSeq and is a predicted model, not a curated record. Gene Ontology annotation, biological process: transmembrane transport. Gene Ontology annotation, cellular component: membrane.